AUGCUUAUAGGAAGAAAAGAGCGAAAGAAGACGCACUCUUCUAUCAUCCAUCCCACACCCUCAGAAUGGGGUCCUGGGCCCCCUGCUGGUGCACGCUCCCUUUCCCUUUGUGGCUCCCCACCGCUUUCCCCGAAGCUCAGAGGAGGGCGGCGGGAGUGGGGGCGAGGUGGUGGUGGUGAAGAGCAGGGCUGUGUGGCAGCACUCGCGGGCAGGCUCCACCGCGCUGAGCCUGCGCUGUGUCUGCAGGAGGCGGAAUUCAAGGUGGAUGUGCAGGAGUACUUGGGGCCGCUGCUGUUUGUGAAGCUGCGCAAACGGCACCUCCUUCAGGAUGACGCCUGGUACUGCAACUGGAUCGCGGUGCAGGGUCCCGGGGACAGCGGGGAUGAGUACAGGUUCCCUUGUUACCGCUGGGUGGAGGGCAACGGCGUUCUGAGCAUACCAGAGGGCACCGGUCGCACUGUGCUCGACGACCCUCAAGACUUCUUUAAGAAAUACAGGGAAGAGGAACUGAAAGAGAGAAGGAAGCUGUACCGGUGGGGUAACUGGAAGGACGGGCUAAUCCUGAAUAUGACCGGGGCCACAAUAUGUGACCUCCCUGUAGAUGAGCGAUUUCUGGAGGACAAGAGAAUUGACUUUGAGGCUUCACUGGCCAAAGGGCUGGCAGACCUUGCUAUCAAAGACUCUUUAAAUGUUCUGACUUGCUGGAAUGAUCUGGAUGACUUCAAGCGGAUUUUCUGGUGUGGGCAGAGCAAGCUGGCUGAGCGAGUGCGGGACUCCUGGAAGGAAGAUGCCAUAUUUGGGUACCAGUUUCUCAAUGGAGCCAACCCCAUGCUGUUGAGGCGCUCCACUCACCUUCCUGAACGCCUAGUGUUCCCUCCAGGGAUGGAGGAACUGCAGGCCCAGCUGAAGAAGGAGCUGGAGGUAUGGACAUCAGAGCACUAA
Molecule: messenger RNA, 942 nt
Organism: Otolemur garnettii (small-eared galago)
Lineage: Eukaryota; Metazoa; Chordata; Mammalia; Primates; Galagidae
Product: arachidonate 15-lipoxygenase-like
Exons: 5
Coding region: 1-942 (313 amino acids)
Biological process (GO): linoleic acid metabolic process; lipid oxidation
Cellular component (GO): plasma membrane; cytosol
Molecular function (GO): arachidonate 15-lipoxygenase activity; protein binding; iron ion binding
Source: RefSeq, a predicted model, not a curated record